Zasmidium cellare ATCC 36951 is the source of this 972-nucleotide messenger RNA. RefSeq lists its product as uncharacterized. Gene Ontology annotation, molecular function: aldose reductase (NADPH) activity. The coding region runs from base 1 to 972 and encodes 323 amino acids. Lineage: Eukaryota; Fungi; Ascomycota; Dothideomycetes; Mycosphaerellales; Mycosphaerellaceae. The record is from RefSeq and is a predicted model, not a curated record. The transcript has 2 exons. Gene Ontology annotation, cellular component: cytosol.
AUGCCUCUCGCCGACUUCUUCAAGCUGAAGACCGGAGCAAAGAUCCCAGCUGUGGGCUUUGGGACAUGGCAGGCAGCUCCCCAUGAGGUCGAAAAGGCUGUGGAAGAGGCAUUAAGACAGGGUUACCGUCACAUCGACUGCGCAGCGAUCUACCGAAACGAGAAUGAAGUCGGCGCCGGCAUCAAAAAGUCUGGUGUGAAGAGAGAUGAGAUCUUCCUGACUGGCAAGCUGUGGAACACCAAGCACCGACCUGAGGAUGUUGAGGCAGCGCUGGACAAGUCGUUGAAAGAUCUCGGGACGGACUACUUGGAUCUGUAUCUUAUGCAUUGGCCAGUGGUCUUCACCCCAGGCGACAAAUGGUUCCCGCUCGACGACGAAGGCGUCUUCAAACUCUCCGACACCCCUAUCGAAGAGACCUACAACGCCAUGGCAAAGCUCCUCUCCACCGGCAAAGUCAAGGCCAUCGGCGUCUCCAACUUCAACAUCCGCCGACUCGAAGACCUCCUCAGCAAGACCUCCGUCGUCCCGGCUGUCAACCAGAUCGAAGCCCACCCAUACCUCCAACAGCCCGAGCUGACGCAGUUCUGCAAAGAAAAGGGCAUUCUCGUAGAAGCAUACUCGCCCCUUGGAAACAACCAGACCGGCGAGCCACGCACAGUCGAUGAUGCGAAAGUGCACGAGGUGGCGAAGCAAUUAGACAUGGACCCAGGCACUGUUCUAGGGAGCUGGGGCGUUCAGCGCGGCACGGUCGUCCUUCCGAAGAGUGUGACUCCCUCGAGAAUCGCCACCAACCUCAAGGUCAAGGAGCUUCCGCAAUCUGCGUUCGAUGAGCUGAAUGCUUUGGAGAGGCACAAGCGCUUCAACAACCCCAAGAGGUGGGGAGUGGAUAUAUUCGGUGAGGAUGGGGAGGAGACGGUCAAGAAGAUUGCGAAGGAGAGUGCGGCGGAGAAUAAGGUGAAGUUUACAGUCUAG